AUGGCUGCGCGUAGUUGGCAGUCUUCUCACUGCAAACGGACGCGCGUGCUGCGGCAUCUGUACUUCACCAGCGGCCGCCACUACUGGGAGGUGCUGGUGGAGCGCAUGGCGGACCCUCGGGGCGUCGUUGUGGGCGUAGCGCCGUCCGACGCGUUGGAGACUGGGACCCAAGAGGAGGCGGUGGGGUACGCUGCGACCGGUGUGAUCUUCCACAGCGGCGAGGAAGUCUGCAGAGCGCAGGCCUUCGCUGUGGGAGACACGGUCGGAGUGUACCUGGACAUGAACACACGGCAGGUGGCGUUCUUCCUGAACGACGAGGCGCAGCUGGACCCUAGACAAGAGGCAGAGCAGGAGACGACCGCAGGUGGACGUGAUGCCGGCGAUGACGCGCUCAGUCGUGUUGGCAAUGGGGUGGCUGGUGCAGCUGAUCCGGACCUGGAGAUGAAGACUCCUACGUACUCAGUGGAUGCAAGGAGGAUAUCGUGGUACUCCUUCAGAGCUCGCUCCAUGUUUGCAGCUCUUGGCGUCUCCUCUGGCGCGGACAGUCUCGUUGUGGUGGGGUCAGAGGUGCCCGAUGGCUAUCGAUAG
Molecule: messenger RNA, 588 nt
Organism: Phytophthora sojae
Lineage: Eukaryota; Oomycota; Peronosporomycetes; Peronosporales; Peronosporaceae
Exons: 2
Coding region: 1-588 (195 amino acids)
Molecular function (GO): protein binding
Source: RefSeq, a predicted model, not a curated record